This is a messenger RNA of Ilyonectria robusta, 1362 nucleotides long. RefSeq names its product S-adenosyl-L-methionine-dependent methyltransferase. The coding region runs from base 391 to 1164 and encodes 257 amino acids. NCBI's taxonomy places the organism in Eukaryota, Fungi, Ascomycota, Sordariomycetes, Hypocreales, Nectriaceae. The transcript has a single exon. The record is from RefSeq and is a predicted model, not a curated record.
UUGGAUGUGACGAGAUUGAUAACACCCACCCACAGCCGAUGAUCCCGUACUAGGGCUGAGAUUUUGAGCUAACGUUGUAACAUGAGGGGCACAACCAGCGGCCCGGAGACAUUUCUUGGGAGGUUGGUCGGAUGUUAGGUGGCUAACUAAUUCUCACCUUCAGCUGCAGGACGGUGUGGAUGGAACGGAAUUUCGGAGUUUAGAUUGACCGAUAGCCGUCUGUAUAGCCGGAAUGGAUGCCGUCUAGCUCCACCAACUCUGUCCGAGAGGUAACCGAAGUGACGACAUUCACCACUGCUCUGUUGCAAUCAUACAACUGACCUAUAAGCAACCUGAAGCUAUUAUUCGACACUUUGCGCCUUCGUCUCGAUAUAUCUUGAGACGAGCACCAUGCCAGACUCCGCCGCGGAAGGGGAGAGCAAUGUUGGCAUUGAGCGCUUUAAUGCGGAGGCUGCCGCCUGGGACAAGAAUCCCUUUGUCCACGCCAUGAGUCUCGAGGCUUGGAAAGCGAUACAGAAGUUUGUUCCAUCUCUAUUCACGAACGCUCCCAGGCGGCCAGACAUCCUGGAAAUUGGCUGUGGAACCGGACUCCUCAGCUUGGAAGUGGCCCCCGCCGCGAAUCGAUUGGUAGCAGUUGACGCCGCCAAGGGCAUGAUUGACGUCCUCUCUUCGAAGCUGAGGAAGCCAAAUACCCCCGAGAAUAUCCUUCCUCUCGCAGUUCUACUGGAAGACCCCGAGAACAAAAUGCUACCACCAGCGGAUCCGGCCGAACCCAAUGGGCCAAGACUCAAAUUCGACCUCAUCAUCUCCCACCUGGUCUUGCACCACAUCCCGGAUCUUAAGCCCGUCUUGGCGACCAUGCUCGGCUGCUUGAAGGAGGGUGGAACAGUGGCGCUAACGGACUUUGAGGACUUUGGACCUGAAGCGCGGCGGUUCCAUCCCGAGUCCAAGAUGGACGGAGUCGAGCGCGAUGGCAUCGGACGGGAGUCGAUUGCCGCCUUAAUGCGGGAAGUCGGGUUUAGGGAUGUCAAGGUAGAGGUGGCCUGGGAGCACUCAAAGAUUGUCGAAAAGUAUCCUGGGGAGUUUAAAGACGGCGAACCGGCUAAGGGCGAGGGGGAACUAAUGAAGUUCCCUUAUAUUAUAUGCUUAGGCAAGAAGGCUUAAAGGUUAAGAACAGAUUUAAGACAUCUUUUUUGAACGCUAAAAUGUCAUAAACUGGGGUGUCCGGUCCUAAUUCGUGAAAUAGCAAAAACAUCAGUCGGAAUUCACACAACAUAUAGAAAUUGCGUGACGCAUCCAGUCAAGGCGCCGAGGAUCGAAGUCUGUUCAUACGCAACUUCAUAAUGAGUUUUGAGACAAGAC